UCGCCGAUGGUAGCUCUCUGUGAGCAGCGUGCACUGCCUGUGCUGCUACGUCCGCGCGAAGCCUCAGCUGCUCAGCUCGAGCUCCGGAGAAAUGGCAACAACAGUGAAACUACACACCGGGGCACUCAUGCCUAUUUUGGGCCUGGGGACAUGGAAGUCUCCCCCUGGCAAAGUCACAGAGGCGGUGAAAGCAGCCAUCUCAGCGGGUUACCGGCACAUUGAUGGAGCUUAUGUCUACCAGAACGAGGCGGAGGUGGGAGAGGGCGUUCACGCCAUGAUCAAGGACGGCGUGGUCAAGAGAGAGGAUCUUUUCAUUGUCAGCAAGCUUUGGUGCACUUUCCAUGAGAAGUCCCUGGUGAGGCAAGGCUGCGAGAAGACCCUCAGUGAUCUUAAACUGGACUACCUAGACCUCUAUUUAGUGCACUGGCCCAUGGGUUUCAAGGCUGGCAGUGAGCUGUUCCCUCUGGACAGCGCAGGAGAGACGAUCAAUGAUACUAGUCACUUCCUGGAGACAUGGGAGGCGAUGGAAGAGCUGGUGGAUGCCGGUUUGGUCAAAGCUAUCGGUGUCUCUAACUUCAACAAGGAGCAGAUUGAAGCCAUUCUUAACAAGCCAGGCCUCAAAUACAAGCCUGCCAACAACCAGGUGGAGUGUCACCCGUACCUCACCCAGGAGAAGCUGAUCAACUACUGCCAGUCUCAGGGCAUCUCGGUGACAGCUUACAGCCCCCUGGGCUCCCCUGACAGACCCUGGGCUAAACCUGAAGACCCUUCACUGCUGGAGGACCCCAACAUUAAAGCCAUUGCUGAGAAGCACAAGAAGACAUCCGCUCAGGUCCUGAUCCGCUUCCAGAUCCAGAGGAACCUGAUCGUGAUCCCAAAGUCGAUCACACCGCUGCGCAUUCAGGAGAAUUUCCAGGUGUUUGACUUUGAACUGACUGAGGAGGAAAUAAAGACUAUAUUAGGAUUUAACAGGAACUGGAGAGUCUGUCCCAUGCAAUGGAGCACAAAGCACAAGGACUAUCCGUUCAAUGCAGAAUUCUGAAAUGAAAAAUGCAGUUGUAGCACAGGCUUGCAGUGAGUGCUGGAGCUUGCUUCUCUACCCUCAAUGCUACUUUCCUGUUCUCCAGUUUGUAACGGUUGUGUAGCCUUGCAUCAUGUUUUAUUUUCUUGUUAUAUUUCUCAAGAGAAACUCUGACCUUUUCACCAAAGGUAAUUUCAACUUGUUUGAACAAGAUUUCUUUAUUUACAUUCAUAGUCUUAGUGUUAAAUCAAAUUUACUUUUGUGGUACGUGUAGAACUUAAAGUUACUGAAGAACAUAAAUGUGUGCCGUACACGGUACCAAUGUUCAGUAUAGUUCUGAGUUAGUUUUAAGAACAGAAUAAGCAAUCUACAAAACAUACACCUCAGUAAGUGUUAGUUUUGUGUUUUUAGUAUCACGUAUGGGGAAAAAAAUGACCUACAGUAAAUUCUCAGAGCCAGACUUAAAUGUAAACUGAGUUAUGGGAUACACCGAGAGAUGUAUCAUACCUUGAAAGCACUCCUUAUGUAACUAAACUGGUUUUUCCUUUCAUUGUUUGUGACCAGGUUUAUUUAUACUCCUUUGCAGAGGCAUCAGUGCCUCAGCGCAUAUAUUUAUCUGCAAAAUUAAAAAGUACUGUUGUCAAAUGCAGAACCAGUAUUACCUGGAUGUGUAUGACUAUGAGUCAUAAGGCGUUUUCUAAUCAUGUGUAUUAACCCUGUUACGAAAAUGUUGCUUUCACUUCCUGUGUGAGCUGUUUUGUUAAGCACUAAAAUAAAGUCCUGUGGGAGAAAGUAAAAAAAAAUAAAAAAAA
Larimichthys crocea (large yellow croaker) is the source of this 1833-nucleotide messenger RNA. RefSeq names its product aldose reductase. The record is from RefSeq and is a predicted model, not a curated record. Gene Ontology annotation, molecular function: oxidoreductase activity. Bases 92 to 1042 code for a protein of 316 amino acids. The transcript has 10 exons. NCBI's taxonomy places the organism in Eukaryota, Metazoa, Chordata, Actinopteri, Sciaenidae.